CGUUGCGAAAAUUGCGUCGCCGAUUCAGAGUCAAAGCCGUGACAUCGGAACCGGAAGCUGUGAAUUUAAAGCCCUUUUUGACCGUAAUACUUGAAAAUAUUAAGCGGGUACUUCUGCUAACUUGCCAACGAAAACACAAUUCCAGUUAAUUUCCACUCGUAUUGGCUUACAUGUAUAUCCAUGUGUCUCUGACAGAUUGAGAUCAGUGUCUGUCAGUGUUUUUGCCAAGAUGAAGAGAGCCGAAGAGGAAAUGGAGAGUGAAUCGGACUCUGGGAAAAACAAGAACAAGAAGGCAAAGGUGGAUAUUAUCAACAUAUCCUCUCAGAAUGUGAUAACCCAGAUGAUGGACAUUGCUCUCCCGUUAUCCAAUCUAAAGAAAAUGCUUGGACAGAGACUACAGUGUAAACUAGAUGAGCAUGAAAUUUACCUUCAAAACACAGCUACUCUGAUUGAGGAUAAGAGUUUGUUGGAGCAAGGUAUCUCAGCAGAGGGAGUGGUCCAGUUUAGUGUUCAGGUCAUUUCUAAUCAGGGGGUGAAGCCUCGGUUAAACAUCGUUGACAUUGUGAAACCCAUCAUUGAAACAGUGGAGGUACCCAUGAUUGCAGAGGUUCCAGUCGAGAGCAUGGAGGAUGACAGCCUGAAGCUGGUAGAUGGCGCUGUAGGGGACGAAGUAGAAGAAGAACAGGUGACGAGAUGGAUCGUUUGCAGUAACUAUAGAGAUGAACAGGAUAAGUUCAAUAUCCCUUAUGAUCCACAACUUUGGACAGAAGACCAAACAUUACACUGGUUAUUAUGGGCUGCAGGAGAGUUUGCUACCGAAUCUGCAGAUCAUGUUAAGAACAUCAUCAUGACGGGGAGUAAGAUGUGCUGUCUCACGAAGAAAGAAUUCUGCGAUCUGUUCCCCAAAGAAUCUGCCGAUCUGUUCUGGACUCAUCUAGAGCUUAUGAGGAGUACUGUUGAUCAGUGUGGAUCUACGUCGAUGGCUAUUGCAGCGGAAGAAUCUGUCACUGAAACGGUAAACGGUUCCCUUCCUGCCAAAGCACCCUCAUCAAAGCGCCCUCGUGCGGUAUCGAGAAGUAGCAGUACAGACGACAAAUUCUCACCUGGAAACAGGACAGGUAACAAUGGUCAGAUUCAACUAUGGCAGUUCUUAUUAGAGCUGUUGACAGACAAGGAUGCCAUGGAUUGCAUCUCGUGGGUUGGGGCCGACGGGGAGUUCAGACUCAACGAUCCGGAGCGUGUCGCACAGAAGUGGGGAGAGAGGAAGAACAAACCGUCCAUGAACUAUGAGAAGCUCAGCAGAGCAUUAAGGUAUUACUAUGAUGGUGACAUGAUAGCCAAGGUCCAUGGUCAGAGGUUUGUCUACAAAUUUGUCUGUGAUCUUAGGAGCCUUAUGGGAUACUCGGCAGCAGAACUCAAUAAACUAGUCAAUGAAUGUCGACAAACUAAGUUAAGUCAUGCCAGCAGUGAUGACUUGGUGCAAAACACUGUGACGAUAUCAACUGCAUAGCAGUAGGAAUGGUCUUUUGGUGAACUUUAAUGGCUUUUUAUCUGUGAUCUUUGGAGCCUUAAGGAUACUUGGCAGUGUAACUCGUUAAAGUAGUCAAGGAAUGUCAACAAACUAAGUUAAGUCAUGCCAGCAGUAAUGACCUGGUUCAGAACAUUGACGAUAUCAACUGCAUAGCAGUAGGAAUGGUCGGCGGAAAUCAAUAAACUAGUCAAGGAAUGU
This is a messenger RNA of Lytechinus variegatus (green sea urchin), 1729 nucleotides long. Its product is annotated as GA-binding protein alpha chain-like. Gene Ontology annotation, biological process: cell differentiation; regulation of transcription by RNA polymerase II. Gene Ontology annotation, cellular component: nucleus. Gene Ontology annotation, molecular function: sequence-specific DNA binding; DNA-binding transcription factor activity, RNA polymerase II-specific. The transcript is spliced from 11 exons. Lineage: Eukaryota; Metazoa; Echinodermata; Echinoidea; Temnopleuroida; Toxopneustidae. Bases 230 to 1510 code for a protein of 426 amino acids. The record is from RefSeq and is a predicted model, not a curated record.